AUGUUGGAUGAAAAUCACCAUCUGAUACAGUGCAUUAUGGACUAUCAGAGCAAGGGCAAAACAGCAGAAUGUACUCAAUACCAACAAAUCUUACACAGAAAUCUGGUUUACUUGGCCACCAUAGCAGACUCUAAUCAGAAUAUGCAGUCCUUGCUGCCUGCUCCACCAACACAAAACAUGAACCUCGGCCCAGCUGGAAUGAGUCAGAGUGCCUCCAGUCAGUCUCUCCAUUCACAAAGCAACCUCAGCGAUGCCAUCAGCACGGGGCUUCCAGCAUCCUCUCUCAUGCAGAGCCAGAUUACCAAUGGUCCCAACCAUGUGUCUAUGCAGCAGUCGGGCCAGAAUACCCUUCCCACGACCUCCUUGAGCAUGAGUCUCAGCAGCCAUGGAACUGGGCCCAGUUAUAGUCACACGGUGCCUGCGUCUCAGAGCGUUGCCCUGCAAGGCCAGGGAUCAAUCGGCAACUACGUCUCGCGAGCAAAUCUCAGCAUGCAGUCCAACCCAGUUUCCAUGAUUCACCAGCAAGCAGCGACAUCACAUUACAACUCUGCGCAACCAGGAACCCAACAUUACCAAGGGCAGUCUUCCAUUGCCAUGAUGAGCCAGAGUAAUCAAGGAAACAGCCUCAUGGGGCAGAGGCCAAUGGGCUCUUAUAGAGCUUCACAGCAAGGUUCUUCUCAGCAGUACAUGGGCCAGGAGGAAUAUUAUAGCGAGCAAUACAGUCAUGGACAAGGAUCUUCAGAAUCCAUGAACCAGCAAUAUUAUCCUGACGGCCAUGGUGAUUAUGCGUAUCAGCAGUCGUCUUAUUCUGAGCAAAGCUAUGAUCGAUCAUUUGAGGACUCCACACAGCACUACUACGAAGGAGGGAAUUCCCAGUACAGCCAGCAGCAAGCCGGAUACCAACAAGGAGCUGCCCAGCAGCAAACAUAUUCCCAGCAGCAAUACUCAAAUCAACAAACUUAUCCAGGACAACAGCAAGGAUACGGACCUGCCCAAGGAACUUCGUCACAAUAUUCUAGUUACCAACAAGGACAAGGACAACAGUACGGAAGCUACAGAGCUUCACAAACCGGACCAUCUGCACAGCAACAGAGGUCUUAUGGCUAUGAACAGGGCCAAUAUGGAAACUAUCAGCAAUAAAAUGACAAGCGCCUGUGUCACCUUUGUUUUCAAUAUUUAUGUCCAUUUUUUGGGAACUUGGAUGUAUGGGCAAGUCUUUUUUUUUUUAAUGAUUGAU
This is a messenger RNA of Protobothrops mucrosquamatus (brown spotted pit viper), 1237 nucleotides long. RefSeq names its product SS18L1 subunit of BAF chromatin remodeling complex (gene SS18L1). Gene Ontology annotation, molecular function: transcription coactivator activity. Gene Ontology annotation, biological process: positive regulation of transcription by RNA polymerase II; positive regulation of dendrite morphogenesis. Gene Ontology annotation, cellular component: nucleus. The transcript is spliced from 10 exons. NCBI's taxonomy places the organism in Eukaryota, Metazoa, Chordata, Lepidosauria, Squamata, Viperidae. The coding region runs from base 1 to 1140 and encodes 379 amino acids. The record is from RefSeq and is a predicted model, not a curated record.